AUGCGGGGACUACUGCUGGCGUUGUUGCCGUUGGCGGCUUUGGCGAUGCCGUUCGACGUGCUGUCGUCCACGACCCACUCGAUUCCUUAUUCGGAUCCGCUGGCCCGCAACAAGUUGCUCUACGCCGCCGGCGCCGCCUACGGAACGAAUCCGCAACAAUGCCUCGUCAAAGGAUUCGGAGCCAAUGCCAAGGUGUGAUUGGGCUGGGAAACGAAACGAAGACCUUGUUCAGCUUCAACGGGUCAUCAACGUCCAUUGCGAUGACACGCCCAAGGACAUGUGUUCUGGCUUUUCGGGAGUCAGCGUCGACGACAAGGCCAUCAUCCUCUCCUUCCGGUAGGCUUCCGGAUGUCCUUCUCAGGACUUUUCGUUUGCAGAGGCACCAACAACAACAUCCAACUGAUCAUGGAAGGCCUCGAGACCGUCUUCACCUUCCACGUGAGUCUGGCUUCAUUUCCGAGUUAAUCUGCUUUCCGCAGUCGCCGUGGCCCGCCGGCGGAGUCGUCUCGCAGUACUUCAACACCGGCUUCAUGAACAUCUGGAACGGCGGCAUGAAGGACGACUUCAACACCCUCGUCUCCAAGUACCCCGGCUACACCCUCUACGUCUGUUUUCAUUUCCUUUUUCAACAAACUUAUAAUUGGAAAAUGUCAAUUUCGAGGCGAUGUCAAUUGAUUGAAGGUUGAUCAAUCUACUCUUCCGGCCAUAGUUUUUUUUUUCGUACUUAACUGUUUUUUUUUUCUUCUAAAAGCUGAAUCUAGUAUGAAAAGUGAUGCCUUUCGCUAUAAAAUAACUUGAAAAACAAUUUUGGAAUAUUUUCUCGACAAUCGACUCAAGAUUUAAGGUCAGUGGACUUGAUAAAAUAGUCACUAACCCAAAAUGCUAAAAACUAUUAUACGAAUAAGAAGUUCGUAAAAUAGCCUUCUCCUUCAGCGACAUACAAAAUUCCAUAGCUUUCGACACAUAUUAGGAUGUUUGAUUUUUUCUCACUGUUUCUUUUUUGCGAACAAAGCAAACUAGUGAUAACGACCUUCUUAUCAGAAACCAUUUCGUCACUCUCAUAAAUGCACUCGAGACGUCCGAGAAAGCUGUUGAGGAAAAAAAGGGAGGCACAAAAUAAUUUUAUUCAAGAGGGUUGGAAUUUUUGAAUUGUACCUUUAAGAAUGAAACAAACUCAAACGAGAGGAAGCUCUUUCAAAAAAAAAAGGAAACUUGAAGGAGAUUGUUUCAGAUCACCGGUCACUCUUUGGGAGGAGCCAUGGCCACCCUCGCCGCCUCGUUCAUCACCUACAACAAGCUCUAUGAUUCGAGCAAGGUUUUCGUUACAAUCAAUAAAGGAUGAGAAUAUGAUACCGGGUGUAAGGUAUCACGCUGAUUACUAGUGCAAGCUAAAAACUCGCACCCAAAUUUUUGGUAGGGUCAGGCCCUUUUUUGUAUUGUAGAAGUCGGGUUAAGAAGCGUCAAGCGAAAAACUAGAAAGAAAUAUACUUUAUUCGAAAUGAUCAUCUUUGAAUCGCAUCGCUUUUACGUUACUUGAUUACAGAGAAGCUCUAUAUAACAUCAGAAAAUAGAAACUAAUUUUCAAAACAUUGUUUGAAGAAUGAAAAAUAAUUAAUAUACUACAGGUCAUCAUGGUUACCUACGGACAACCCCGCGUCGGAGAUGCCAAAUUCGUCGCCGCUCACGACCAAUCGGUCAGCUUUUUCUAUAUUGAAAGUGAUCUGGCAUAAAAGUGCAGAACAUCGAAAAAUGAUCCCAAUUUUGAAAUAAUAGAAUAUGAUUUUGAAGGUUCCCAACAGCUACCGCGUGACUCAUUCCCGUGAUCCCGUGCCGCACUUGCCCCUCAAGAACAUGGAAGGCUUCACUCACCACAAGGCUGAGGUGUCUUUUCUUUCGAAUGAUGAACGUAUAAGAAAAAUUAUAAAUUUUUGCUCUUUCAACUCUAAAAAGUUUCCCAGAAUUUUUGAGAUUUCAUCUCGAAAAAAAAGUAGAAUCAAAUGUCCAGCUUUUCAUGAGAAGUUCAAAAUUGCUUUGACAGGUGUUCUACAAGGAGAAGAUGACGACGAGCUACAGAAUCUGCGACGACGUCGACGAGUCUUCGUUGUGCUCCGACGGCAACUUGCUCCCAGACUCCAGCAUCGCCGUUCGUUCCUCAUUUAUCUGACAAAGCAUCAUUUCUGAUACUUCAGGACCAUCUCCACUACUUCAGCAUCGACGUCAGCAACCUUGGCUACAGCAACUGCGCAUAG
This is a messenger RNA of Caenorhabditis auriculariae, 2249 nucleotides long. Lineage: Eukaryota; Metazoa; Nematoda; Chromadorea; Rhabditida; Rhabditidae. The record is from the annotation of a GenBank genome assembly.